This is a messenger RNA of Xiphias gladius (swordfish), 2562 nucleotides long. RefSeq names its product serine palmitoyltransferase, long chain base subunit 3 (gene sptlc3). Gene Ontology annotation, cellular component: serine palmitoyltransferase complex. The coding region runs from base 177 to 1826 and encodes 549 amino acids. The transcript has 12 exons. Gene Ontology annotation, biological process: ceramide biosynthetic process; sphingosine biosynthetic process. Gene Ontology annotation, molecular function: serine C-palmitoyltransferase activity; pyridoxal phosphate binding. The record is from RefSeq and is a predicted model, not a curated record. Lineage: Eukaryota; Metazoa; Chordata; Actinopteri; Istiophoriformes; Xiphiidae.
UGGAGUGCGACUAUUUUGGCGCUUAACGCGACGUUUAAAGCAACAAUUCAGAGGAGGGCUGAACCGAGGCGACAGAAGCAGGAAGUCUCCUGCCUGCGCUCAGUAAAGGACACCGGUCCUGGGCUGUACCUGUCAAGUCAGACGGAGGAGGCAGCCGCUGCAGGGCUUUCAGGAACAUGGUCAGAAGUGCUGCCAACGGCAACUCCAAGACACCCCUGAACCAGAAUGGACUGAAAAGCGAGGACAUCAAGAGAAAUGGCUGUCACAGCCAGAGAGAGAAAAAUGGCCGAGGGACCGGUGUUGCCUCCAGGCAGCACAGGCAGGAGUGCUUUGAACAGGCGCCCAUAUAUGUGGCUGUCAUGACAUACCUGGGCUUUGGCAUCGUAACCCUGUUUGGCUACCUCAGAGAUUUCCUCCGAGCCGUGGGCUUAGAGAAGUGCCACCUUGCCCAGGAGAGAGAGGAACAGAAGGAUUUUGUACCACUUUAUCAAGAUUUUGAGAACUUCUACACUCGAAACCUGUACAUGAGGGUGCGAGACAACUGGAACCGCCCCGUAUGCAGCCUACCAGGACCUGUCUUUGACCUGAUGGAGAGGGUGUCUGAUGACUACAACUGGACAUUCAGGUUAACUGGGAGGACGAUACACAAUGUCAUCAACAUGGGCUCUUACAACUACCUCGGUUUUGCUGAGAACAACGUUGAUUUCCUGAAAACUGUAGCAGACAAAACACGCCAGUAUGGGGUUGGAGUCUGCAGCACAAGGCAAGAAAUAGGUAAUCUGAGCAUCCAUGAAGAGCUGGAGAAACUUGUGGCCAGUUUCCUUGGAGUAGAGUCUUCCAUGACUUUUGGGAUGGGUUUCGCCACCAACUCAAUGAACAUUCCAGCACUUUUUGGCAAGGGUUGUUUGAUAUUGAGCGAUGAGCUCAAUCACACAUCUCUCAUCUUAGGGGCCAGACUGUCAGGAGCAACCAUCCGGGUGUUCAAACACAACAACAUGCACAGUCUGGACAAGAUGCUAAGAGAGGCAGUUUGCUCAGGGCAGCCUCGGACUCACAGACCCUGGAGGAAGAUCCUCAUCAUGGUGGAAGGCAUCUAUAGCAUGGAAGGCUCAGUGGUGCGACUACCAGAGAUCAUCGCUCUGAAGAAGAAGUAUAAAGCGUAUCUGUACCUGGAUGAAGCCCACAGCAUUGGAGCAGUGGGACCAUCAGGUCGGGGCGUGACCGAGCUGUUUGAUGUGAACCCAGAUGAUGUGGACGUGAUGAUGGGUACCUUCACAAAGAGUUUUGGGGCAGCUGGAGGCUACAUCGCAGGGAAAAAGGAGCUGGUGGACUACCUGCGUAGUCAUUCUCACAGUGCAGUGUACGCCUCUGCCAUGUCCCCUCCUGUCACUGAGCAGAUCAUACGUGCCCUGAAGUGCAUCGUAGGAAAAGACGGGAGCACGGAGGGCAUUAGACGGAUCCGCCAACUGGCAGAGAACACCAGGUAUUUCAGGGCCAGACUGAAGGAAAUGGGCUUCAUCAUCUAUGGCAAUGAUGACUCGCCUGUGGUUCCAGUCCUGCUCUACAUGCCAGGCAAAGUGGUGGCUUUCGCUCGAGAAAUGCUGGAGAGGAAAAUAGGUGUAGUGGUAGUCGGCUUUCCGGCCACGCCGAUUACAGAGGCCCGAGCUCGCUUCUGUUUGUCUGCAGCACACACCAGAGCCAUGCUGGACCAGGUGCUGCACCAUCUGAAUGAGGUGGGAGACGCUCUCUGUCUGAAGUUCUCACGGCGAAAAUAUUCCUCUCAGCUUGACCUCUGUGAUGAGACAGACUUUGAGCUGGACAGCUGAUAUGACCCUUGACACGUUCACCUCACAGUGUCAAAACUAAGUCUAAGUGUCCAUGCCACAGCAGACCCACAAAUGCACAACGCAGAGUAACACUCUUGUCUCACUGCAGAAAAGGGGCCAAAUGUUUGGCAGCUGCUUUUUAUAUGUUUGUAAAAAAAAAAAAAUGUGAUUUAACAGAACACUUAUUUGUGCUUCUCAAAACUAUAUGAACUCCUGAAAGACCUUAUUUCUGAAUACAUUUAUUUGUGAAUAGAUACAUGAAAUUAUUGCACAAGAAUGCUGUAAUGGUCUCAAAUCUUGAGUUAUUUAUCUUUUUAUACCGCGACAAGUCACAUAUUUUUAGUUCAGUUGAGAAGUUCAGUUCCUCUGCACAUUUGAGGACGGUUUUAAAAUAAUAGAUUGAAAGAGGGCUCGUCUUUUUACACAGUUAAUGUGAUUGCUCGUCUAUAUUUAGACGUUGAAAACUUUUUUUUAUGGAAGCAUUUUUGCUUCUCAUAAAUUAAUAUCAGCAACCAAUUAUUGAAAAAAGCUGAUUGUGGUUAUUAAUAGAGAGUUGUCCACAUUCUCUAAGAAUUGAGAUGUAAGGAUUCCAUUUACUUCCUUAGUGUAAAGUAGUAGUAAAUUAGAAAUGAAAAACGCAUUUGUAGUUUGAAAUUUCCCCCUCUGGUGUAUUGCUGCAUUGCUAAAAUUUUGAGUCUGUCUAUUGACUUUUUUAUUUUCUUCCAAUAAAACAAAU